This is a messenger RNA of Micropterus salmoides (largemouth bass), 7891 nucleotides long. RefSeq lists its product as uncharacterized. Gene Ontology annotation, biological process: apoptotic process. Gene Ontology annotation, molecular function: exopolyphosphatase activity. NCBI's taxonomy places the organism in Eukaryota, Metazoa, Chordata, Actinopteri, Centrarchiformes, Centrarchidae. Gene Ontology annotation, cellular component: cytoplasm. The record is from RefSeq and is a predicted model, not a curated record. The coding region runs from base 225 to 6626 and encodes 2133 amino acids. The transcript is spliced from 20 exons.
GUCACACCCACUGCUCGGUGUUGUGGGUUCACCCCGUAGAGAAGGGGAGGACCGACGGCACACACAAGCAACAGAGAGUGCUGCAGUGCGAGCACAGCGGGGGACUCGGAAGCAGAGAGAAAAAAACACAUAGCCUACACACACACACACACACACACACCAGCAUUUGUCGAAACUUGGUCUAUGGAGAGAUCUGCAGCGACACCGUAGCGACGCAGGCCGACAUGGAAGAGUAUUUGCGGAGGGUCCAGAGCAGACUCGGGGCAGAUGCAUUAGAGGAUCCCAUCCAUGCUGUUUUAGGCGGACCAGAGCCAGAUGUUGACACUGUGGCCGCGACACUGUGCUUAGCACUACACCUCAGCCAGAAGGAACCGUCAGGCGGAGUGUGUGUGCCAGUGCUGAGCGGCCGGCGAUGUGACGCUGAGUUGCCCGGGGAGACAGUAAGGUAUCUGCAUAGGGCGAACAUUUGUGAAAGCUCGCUUCUGUGGAGGGAGGAUGUAGACCUUGUGAAGCUUCAUCACACCGGAAAACUCUCACUCACUCUGCUGAGAGAUGGACUGCUGGAUAGCUCUGAGUAUCACACUUUGGAGUCCAGCAUCCUGCGAGUGGUCCAUCACGACAGGCAGCGGGACGCAGGGGAUGAUGGGGCAUCGUCUGUGGUGACAACAGUCGCCAGGGAGAUUCUUCAAGAGGCACCAGAGCACAUCGGAGUAGCGCUGGGUGAGACUCUCGGAGAGGCCUUGCGGCUGCAAAGUGAAGCCUUGUGGAUCAAACACGGCCGUCGGUCAGCACAACUGGAGGAGAUCAUGAGAUCCUUGGAGCAAUGGAGUGAUGUCACUGCGGGUCAGCGUGAUCUGGCGAAGCUACAAGACUUGGAGCAACGGCUGACUGUGGAGCUGAAGGAGUUUUCUGAUGGCGAGAUGACCAUAGCACUCACUUCAGUGACUACAGAUAAUAAUGACUGGCAUAGUUAUGUGGAUGGGCUGAAAUCAUUCAGUCAUCACCAUGGCUAUGAUGGUCUGGUGGUUCUUUUGUUGAUCAAUGAUACACUUCAUCAUCCCCACCAGCAAGUGGCUGUCUACUCAAACAACACAGAUAUCCUAAAUCAGAUCUGCCAUGAGUUGGAAGAGUCUUCCAGCUGGUCUCUUUCUGGUGAACUGGAGGUCACAGAGAGUGUCCAGGUAUACCACAUCCCUAUAAACACCUCAUUAUCUUCUGAUACUCCUCCUCUGCUGGUAGAAGAAAUACAGGGCAUCCUCAAGGACUUUGUUGACAGGCGGAGAUCUGUGCUAGCCUGCCACCCCAGCAGUAGGACCUCUUCCACAGAUGGAGUUGCAGGCAGUGUGGAGUUCUCCCAGGGAUCAUCUGGUAUCAAUGACAUGGAUAGUUCGGACAUAGAAAGACCCGAGGGAGGCAGUGGAGAUGUGGUGGCAAUAGCAAGGGUGAUGGCAGAUGGUGAGGAGGACACGGGAGGUGUAGGAGUUGGUGCUGGCAUGGAACUUGUGAGCCCUGACAGCGGGAUGACCACCAUCCGCAGCAGCCGCUCCUCCAAGGAGAGCUCAGUGUUCCUCAGUGAUGACAGCCCAGUCGGUGAGGUUAUAGCAGGAGGAGGGCCAGCAGCAGGGCCAGGAGGACUCUUUCUGAGAAAUCCCUCUCCCCGGGGGUUGUCAUCCCUCUCCCCUCCUGUCCCACCUGAGAGGAGGAAGCACCGCCCUAGCAGAAAUAAAAGUGACAACUUUGACCUGUUUAGUUUUGACCCACUUCAUAGCAGUGACCACUCUAUGCCAACAGGGGUAAGAGGAGAUGAAGGAGAAAGAAGAGCAGAGAGCUCCAGCUUUUCAGAACUUGAAGAGCUGAGCUUGCUGGAUUUCUCUGCUCCCAGUUCACUGGGCGGGCUUGAAAGUAGAAAUUCUUCAAUUGACCACCAUGGUCAAAUUCAUGGGAAUGACACUGUGGUUCCCCCCACCCCAGUCAACAGUGUGGUAGGUAGCCGUCCACCCAGCAGUUGUGGGGUCAGGUUCUUUCCAGAAGAUGUGGUUGAAAGGAUCAAUGGCCUGCAGCACAAGGACAGUGUAUCAUCAUCGUUGUCAGAGACCUGGGAUGAACUUGGCUUUGACACACAAGGAGCAUUGUCCUCAAGUGAUAAUAAUGCCUGGAAUAGGACCAAGGAAGCUGAGAGCCCACAGAAUAUUAAUGUAGAGGAAGUUAUAAUGAAAGAGUUAGUUGAUGAUAUGUCAGAACAAGAAAGAAGAGAAGAGCUCUUAAAAUCAGAGAAUGCCCACCAGAGGGGAAAGAGCCUUGAACCCCAGCUUAGCCUGAUCACUGAGCAGACAGACUCAUACGACAACUGGAACCCAGAUACUGCUCUUAAGGAUCACUGGUGCCCUGUUUCUUUGGCUUAUCUGCAGUUGACACCACCAGAGGAGGAUGUUACUGGAAAAUGCAGGGCUGGUAUCAUUGGGGUUAAAGAAAAAACAUCCUCACUUUCAAGAAAGAAAGCAAUCAUAACCACUUUAACGCCAGACACAUCUAAAGAAGAGGAUGAAGGGGUUCAAGGGAGAAAAGGAGACACACAGAUGGAGCUCCCAGACUUCUGGACGUACUCAGCUCAGAAGGGAUUUCUCAAAUCAGAUAGUGGGACCACCACAUCAUACCCUGAAUCACUAGAUAUGUGGAAUAGGACAAUCCGUGAUGACAGUCUAUCACCUCUCACGACCCCUGAUAACUUGUCUCAGAACUCCAAUCCCAAUACUGGUGCAGGCGCAUCUGUGGAAAGUCCACUGGGAUUCUCUGAUGGUGGAAUGGUGAUGUGGAACACCACCAUACAAGAAGACAGCUCUUCCACAAUAACAAGCCCUGAAGGACCUGAAAAUGGAAAGGACCUUAGUCACAUGGGGUCAUUGGAUACCAGUGAUUCUCCUGAGACACAUGCAAGCAAACAAGUGGAAGAAGAAAAAUCUAUAGAGGAGGAGAGAGGUAAAGUACUUAAUCAGAGUCCUGAAGAAAUGGGGUGGAGUGGUAAUGAACACAUUGUGAAAAUAGUCAUAGAGGCGGCAGAAGGUAGAACACAGGAUGAAGAAACAAAUGACGAUGAUAUCCAUAGUGUUCAGAGCCAACCGUCUGUUAUGCAGAACUUGGCAACUGAACAUUUUGAAGAUGGGACUUCUCCCUAUCAAGGUAAUGACAUGUGGGACCUACCUGUUCCUGGCAUGGUCACCUCAACUUCAGAAUAUGACAAUGUAGGAGCUGGUGCUUGGAGCCUGACAUCCUCCCCUGAUACCUAUGCGAGCCCUGUAAUAGACAUGAUACAGCUAGAGGAACAGUCUAGCCCUUUUGUAGCUGUGACAAAGCCUAAUGCUGAGAGGCAUGAUCAAUACCGGAAGACUGAACACAGACCAGUAAAUCUAGACAAAGAAAAGCCAGCCAACCAGGUGUUCCUAUUUGAGGAAACUUGUGAGUUGGGUGACAUGAUCAGGGGUGGGGAAAUUUCAAUUAAGAGUAAGCACAACAACAAAUGUGCAGGGUCAGAGGAGGCUGAUUGGAUAGAGCAACCCACUGAUAAUUCCCCAUUUGUUCUGGUGGAUUGCUCCACUGUCACUCAGGCCACUUCAGCCAAUCAUCAUUCAAGUCCAGGAGAAGUUGCUGAGACUCAAAUCCAGACUGAACAUUCAUUUUCCCCAAGCCAUCUUAAUUGGGAGAAUUUUGUUUACAUGAAACACGAUGGUUCUGAGUCAGCUUCAUCAACACAUGAUCUGUCGAUUACAAUGGCCAAUAAUCAAGAUGGGCCUAACAAUGAGAGCACUGGAAAUAUGGAACUUAAAACAACAGAAACCAUGUCUCUGAGCUCCGGCUCUGGGGGGGAAAGAGACACACUGAAGUAUAGCCCCGACAGCCUUCACCCAGGUAGUCGAGACGAGCUCAGGUCCAAUUCGGACGGAGAUUCAUCGUCAGGCCUGGAAAUGGAAUACAUCAUUGUGUCUGGCACAGUAAAAGAAGCUGAGAGAGAGUGUCCUAAUAGGCCUAAACAGGGUGACAGGCAAUCAAAAGGAACAAGAAAGUCCAUGGAGACAUUUAGCAUGCUUUCCUAUGCUGCCACGGUACUGCAAACCCAGGCCCAAGCUGCACACAGAGAGCACCAGGAGAACACAGAACAAAGUAGGCAAAACCAAAUGAUCAGAGGUACUGACAGUGCACUUGGUGCUGAAACAGAGCAAAACCAAGCUGUCUUAUUAACUCAUUACCAAGCAAGUCUUGAUAAUGUCAGUGAGCAUCACAUGGUACCAGAAAUUAUCAGUCCCAGCCAAUCAAAAAAUAACCCUGAAGAUUUUCAUCAGUCAGAUUCAAGACCAACAGGUUGCUGUCAAACACUGGUAGAAGAAAGAAACUGUGACGAUAAAUCAAGCAUUGUGGCCAGAAGUGUGUCUCCAUCAUUAAGACAUCCGUCAGAUCACUUUCUGAAAACCAGAGAGGAAGUUUAUGUCCAUUCACAGAUCUCAAUGGAAGAUUCAGAUGAGGGUGGGCAGUCUCCUUCUGCACCUCCACCAUGUCCUACUUCUUUGGGCGACUUUCAAGUCUGGAGUGGACAAUUAGCAAGACGGGACACACCUCAAACCACAUCUGAACCACAAUCCCCUGUAUUAACCAACAGUUCGGUCUCGCACACCAGUUCUUUGAUUGGCACCCCAUUAAGUGAAUCGGGUAUUUCUACUGACCGAGGACUUGGAUUACCAUUUUCUGGAGAUUUAAUGGAGGAGGAGAAUGAUGAGGAAGAGCAGGAGGUGGAAAAUAAUUUAGAGCACACUUCCCUGCCAAAAUGGACUUCAGAUGUACAGAGUGAAAGGGAAGAAAGACAACAGUUAGGAUCUUCUGAUCUACUAAGUUUCACCGAGGAGCUGAUUGGAGGUUCUUCAUUUCAACAAACAGAUUUACAAACAUUCGAGCAAAAGAGGGACACAUUCUUACAGAAUACAGAGGAUUACUAUGAUGAACAACCCAUAAGGACUGUUGAUUGUGAUAAAUGGUCAACUGAACAACAGAUUGGAGACCAUGAAGCUUCUCAAGAUAGUUAUUCACCUGUUUUAAGAAGACACCAAGAUGUGACAUUGCAAAUUUCCUCCCAGCCAACCAAUGAGAAUGCUGCAUCCCAGUGGACAGGAAGUCAGAAUGUAACUCAGGCUCAAACCCAAUAUGGCUACAACUACCACCACAUUGACCAACGAACUGAAAACCAGGGCGCCCACCCAGCCUGCAUAGAUACUAAAUCCAACAGCCAGCAAAACACCACAGAUGUAUAUGCUGAGUUUACAACUGAUGCCACAGCUAUACAGUACGGAUCUGAGCAGGCUGAGGGCUAUUAUGAACCUGGAGUUAAUGCCGACUGCAGCGUGAAUGAUCCAGGUUCAAAGUUUCAAUAUAUGGCUGAAAGCCAGUAUGGAGAUGUCUCCAACUCUUUGUGCGCUUCUGAACUUCAGUGCUCUCAGUAUCAAGCUGAUGGCCAGAGUCGAUAUGAGUCAGACCACGCUCAUUGCCAGUUCGAUGGACAGCCAUUCUACCAAUCAGAUGUACACUCUGAGAGGGAAGAUCAUGCGCGGUAUGUGCCAGAGGAAUAUGUUCAUUUUCUCCUGGAAAGACACUCCCAACAGGAAGACGGUGCAACAGGGAUGAAGAUGGCUUCCAGUGAGGAAGCUGCUGAGGAGAUGGAUAAUGGAGAAGAUCCUCCCUCUUCUGCGGAUCUGUCUGGCGGGUCCAAUCAAAGGAGAAGGUUGGUAGCUCCACCAAUGAAUGUAUCAUUGGACCACAGUGAGGGGUCUCUUCUCUCAGAAGAUGCCCUGGACACAGAGGAUGAAGCCUUGGAUACUGGUGAUGACCUGGAUGUCAACAUAGAUGGGCUGGACACACCUGACGAGGCAGACUUACUAGAGUUCAGCCAACAUGGGGAGUCUAAUCUGGGUGAAGGAGCAGCAUCAAGUGAUGCCAUUGCAGGACAUCGAUCUGCUGAUGAGAGCAGAGAUAGCAGGCUGUGGAGGAGUGUGGUGAUUGGCGAGCAGGAGCAUCGCAUAGAUAUGAAGUGCAUUGAGCCAUACAAAAGAGUGAUUUCUCAUGGAGGUUAUUACGCUGAACAGAACGCCAUCAUUGUGUUUGCAGCAUGCUUCUUGCCAGACAGCAACUGUGACAAUUACAAUUAUGUAAUGGAAAACCUUUUUCUGUAUGUAAUAAGUACCUUGGAACUAAUGGUGGCAGAAGAUUACAUGAUUGUUUACCUGAAUGGCGCCACACCUCGCAGGAGGAUGCCAGGCUUUACCUGGAUGAAAAAGUGCUACCAAAUGAUAGACAGAAGACUGAAGAAAAACCUUAAGAUGUUCAUCAUUGUCCAUCCCUCCUGGUUCAUACGGACUUUGUUGGGAAUCACCAGACCCUUCAUAAGCUCCAAGUUCAGCAGUAAGAUCAAGUAUGUGAAUAGUCUGCAGGAACUUGGAGAAAUCAUCCCAAUGGAGUAUGUCCACAUUCCACCCAGCAUCGUCAAGUAUGACGAGGAGAUGGGUAUACACAAAUUUGCAUGCAUGAGACUGGAUAGAGAAUUGCAAGACACAGCCAAAGCCGACAAAAAGGGGAACUCUGCUGUUUGACAAUAACAAGAUACCUGGCUGCUGCCUAUCUUCUCCCUGCAUUAUGCUGUACUCUACCACAGCAUUUCUGAAUAUAAGCCAGCCUGCAGCAUGAUGUGAAUGGCACACCAACAGCUAGAAAUGGGUUAGAAAGGAAGAUUCUAUGGUACAAACAUCAGGCAGUUGCUUGUUCGUUGAGGAAAGUACUAACCUGAGGGUGCUGAACAUAAUACUGUAUUUACAGUCUGUCACUGUGCUGAAGGGAAGAUGCUUUAUCCUUUACUACUGUACUUUACACAGCACUUGAUUGUGUUCUAUGACUUCAUCUAUAAUUUCAACAAUACUUGGAUUCUUAUGUAAUUCACUUUGGAGGAAUUACUGACUUUACUACAUUCAUGUAUUAUUCCACCCUGUCUGUUGCCCUCUGUAACUUUUGUAACCCAUGGUACAAAAAUAAUCAAUGUGCAUUCUCCAAAGACAUAGUGAGGCUCAUGACUCUUUCAAAUUAUAACCAAAUACAAGCAAACACAAGUUGUAUUACAGUCCAUCUGUUCACAAAUAAGCAUUUAUGUUCCCUGGACAGUUGGGAUGUUACUGUUCUGUAGCUCUGUCAAUAGACUGUAAUAUUCUAUUUAUCAGUUAAGGUAGUCAAGGUACAAAAAUAUGAUACACACACACACACACACACACACACACACACACACACACACACACACACAAAAGCAUUGUACAAGCCUGUUCAGUUUGUAAUGGCAUGAAACAGAAUUGCCAAGCUGGUUUUUGAAUAGUAUUCUAUGUAGAGGGCUCCUGUCACAGUGGGCUUUUACCUUAUAGGUCACCGCCUCACUCCACACCCCAUACAAUCUUUAAAAUGCUGUCCUAAUAACACUGUAUGUUGUUGUGAAAGUACUUGCAACAUCUUAUCAUAAAGGUUGCAAAAUAGCAGUCAUCAGUAGCUGCGAUAACGUGUUGCAUGCUUUCUGUUGCUACAGUUGAGAUUGCUUUGAUCUGAUUACUGUACUAACCCAAAAGCCAAACCCUAAUUUUAGUCAUGAUUUAUCUGUGGGGGGGGGGGGAGAUUGAUGGAGAGUGAUGAGGAAAGUCUGUGUUGACAGAUGGUUAGAGAGGUAUAGAGUAUAAAGAGUGCCUCCUGUACACGUUAGGGUGUGUCUACUUUGAUAAGCUUUUUCUUAUUUUUGUAUACAUUUGUUUGUGGCUUGCAAGUUACUAAUUUGUUGGAAAAUAUGUAAAAUGUUUAACUUCAUUAAAAAUGUGUUCCUCCUCAA